Oncorhynchus kisutch (coho salmon) is the source of this 1993-nucleotide messenger RNA. RefSeq names its product phospholipid phosphatase-related protein type 1. The transcript has 8 exons. Gene Ontology annotation, biological process: signal transduction; phospholipid dephosphorylation; phospholipid metabolic process. The record is from RefSeq and is a predicted model, not a curated record. Gene Ontology annotation, molecular function: phosphatidate phosphatase activity. Gene Ontology annotation, cellular component: plasma membrane. Lineage: Eukaryota; Metazoa; Chordata; Actinopteri; Salmoniformes; Salmonidae. Bases 241 to 1215 code for a protein of 324 amino acids.
AGUUUGACUCCUCCCAGUUCUCUGUGCCGUUGCGAGGGGUACUUGAUGGUGUUCUCAUCACCCAUCUCAAAGCUACUAGCAGACACUGUAGCGCUGAAACGCUGAUUAACAAUAUGGAGUAGCAUGCACGCGUCUGGGCAUUAUUUUAUUCCAUUCCCUUUGAUGGAUGUGCACGUCCAUUGGAAUAUACGUUCAUCGCACGAUUGAGAUCCAGACUGAUCCAUUCUUUGCUGAGACAACAUGGCUUCUGACAACACACAGCGCAGUUACUCCAUCAUCCCAUGUUUCAUCUUCGUAGAGCUGGUGAUAAUGGCAGGGACCGUCCUGCUGGCCUACUACUUUGAGCUGACCGACACGUUCGGCAUCCACGUCCAGGGGUUCUUCUGCAACGAUGCUGACCUGAUGAAGCCGUACCCCGGGGUGGACGAGAGCAGCUUCAUCCCUCCCCUCAUCCUCUACUGCGUGGUCGCCGCUGUUCCCACCACCAUCAUCUUCAUCGGGGAGGUAUCCAUGUACAUCAUGAAGUCCACACGGGCUGUGCUACUAACCCAGGAGAAGACCAUGGUGACGGGGAAGUGCUGCUACCUGAAUGCCCUUACCAGGAGAGUCAUCAGGUUUAUUGGUGUGUUUGCAUUUGGUCUGUUUGCGACAGACAUCUUUGUAAACGCGGGGCAGGUGGUGACGGGCAACCUGGCUCCGUACUUCCUGUCUGUGUGUAAGCCCAACUACACCGGCACCGAGUGUCGCUUCAACCACCAGUUCAUCUCCAAUGGUAACAUCUGUACCGGCAGCCCGGUCGUCGUGGAGAAGGCUCGACGCUCCUUCCCUUCCAAAGACGCGUCGCUCAGCGUCUACUCUGCUGUCUACGUCACUAUGUACAUCACUAGCACCAUAAAGACUAAGAGUAGUCGCCUGGCCAAACCGAUGCUGUGCCUGGGCACCCUCUGUACAGCAUUCCUCGCCGGGCUCAACCGGGUCUCGGAGUACCGGAACCACUGUUCUGAUGUCAUCGCUGGGUUCAUCCUUGGUAGCUGUAUCGCUCUGUUCCUGGGUAUCUGUGUGGUGAACAACUUUAAAGGAACCCACUCCCCUCCUGCCAAACAGAAGAGUGAAGAUUACCGUGGUCUCCCUCUAAUGACCUUCCCCCGCAUCCAGAGCCCCCUGCAGACACUCAGCGCACAGAACCAUUCGGCAUCGAUGACCGAGGUCACAUGACUAGCGGGGAACGAGGGGGGUCAGCACCGGGUCACCUUUGCGUCUCCUCAACACAUCUUCUAGGCACAAUGUUUUGUACUGUCAUACUACUACUGUAAAAAAGGACAGUAUUCUGGUGUAACUAGUUAGAGGCUGAUGUUUUGUACAUUUUUGUAUAAGGGAGUAUGUGCUGUAGCCUACCUAAUCCUGAAGAUGUUAUUACUGUAGGUCUGAACUAGGGUUGUAAAAUAAUAAGCAGGAAAUCUGUGAAUCCUCCUGGGAUUUCUGGGAAACCUGGGAACUUUGGUCCGAGCUGAACUGUCUGUCAAGACUGACUUACAUAGCCAUUCCUCCUCUCUCUCUCUCAUGUUUUACAUCACAAAGUAAAUCUAAUAUGCAGUAUUUAAUGUUAUGGAAAUAUUGAUGUCAUUCUGUGGGAUUUGUACAAAUACUUCUAUCUAUUCUGUUUGACUAAAGUCUUUAUUUUUUUUAUUGCUAUAAAAUAUUGUCACUUUUAGUUUUUUUUCUGGCUGCCGUUUUUCAGGAAUGUUUUUGGUAUUCAUAAUGUUUGUGGUCUAGGGAAAAAACCGUCUCAUUGACUUGUGACUUGGUGUGGUAUUGUUUUCCUUCAUGGCAGAAUACAGAAGCUGCCAUUAUCUCAGCAUGGAACUAAACAGUUGAACUGUUUGAAUAGAUAUUUCUUAUUUGUGUAUUUCUUACAUACAAUACAUAUUUAUUUAGAAAUGCUGCAUAUAUUUUUCUUGAUUUGUGUACAAAAUAAAUAGUCCAUAGCAGAUUA